This is a messenger RNA of Aphanomyces invadans, 1242 nucleotides long. RefSeq lists its product as hypothetical. The coding region runs from base 1 to 1242 and encodes 413 amino acids. The record is from RefSeq and is a predicted model, not a curated record. The transcript has 2 exons. Lineage: Eukaryota; Oomycota; Saprolegniomycetes; Saprolegniales; Verrucalvaceae.
AUGCCGGAUACCGGCGAAUCGAAACCAUCCAAUCUCAUCUCGAUUAGCGAUAAGUCAAGACGCGGACCCGGUCCGGCAGUCUCACCUCGCCGAUGUCCAUCAGAAUCCCCUGUGUCCUAUGUGGAGCCAUACCGACGUAUUGGAUCGGGCUGGGAGGUGGCACCACGACAUGGCUUGGAACGCGAGUACGUCGAAGAAGACUACCCACCGGAACCUCCGACACCGGCCGAACUCAGACGUGAGGAAGGUCGUAAGGAGCGUGAAGCCAGACGACUGUCGAGACUUGGUCGACCUGAUGCAACUCCUGACUCAGAAGAAGAAUUGUCGGAGUACUAUCAGGAACAACGCCGCAAACGCGAGACUCGCCAAAGCAAACCAUGGCGAAAGAUCAACCGCAAGCCCAAAGACUGGGAACGUGUGGUCCGCGAAGAUCGGCAAGAGAAGAUGCGUGCAGAAACACUGGCCACGACUGGCUGGGGUAUGGGCACCCCUUCGGCACAAGCAUCCCUUGUCCUCCAAGAUAUUCAGCACCCACGCAUUACCUCGGUGGACCGCGAAGAGCUGGUCCUGUGGAAAAAGAAGCGUGACAAGUAUGAAGAUGAGCUGAAGGCCAACGCCCAACGUAUGGGGCAGAAUUGGCGCUCACUGGCGGUGACCUGGAUCGAGUCUGCUGAUCGAAGCUUGUUGGAAGCGAGCUGCAUGUACCUGUGGCACAUCGAUCGCGAUGCUCUGGACGAAGACGAGUUUCAGGCGCGCAUCCGCAAGAUCAUUGGGGAACCGGCCAACAAGUGGACCCUUACCAAGUCGAAUUUGCUGGAAUAUUGCAGAGGACUGCGGGUUGACCCCUUGGGGGACACCGCGAGCAGGACCGUUGGGUUCAUGGAGAAAGUCCACAACGUUAUCGACUGCCAAGGGCUGAAAUCGCAGCUGAAGUCCCCGACCAUGAUGAAAAUGUUCGUGAAGGUGGUGGCGUCUUGCAUUACCCCUCUGAGCGUUCGACAUAUGGUCGAAGAGCAAAUGAAGACGGUUGAAACCAACACCCUCGUCCAGUUUGCAACUGUUCUCAGUGAACAACUCGAACGUGCUUACCAAGCCGAUCUCGUGAACAAGUCGCGUGGCUGGAAGCGCCAUCUCGAGACUGAUGAGACCGGCAAGCGCAAGGACAAAUACAAGUUGCGCGAAGAGAAACACGAUACAACGCCCAUACGCAAAGUACUCGUGACGACCUGCCUCGUGAUGUGA